Meloidogyne enterolobii is the source of this 833-nucleotide messenger RNA. Lineage: Eukaryota; Metazoa; Nematoda; Chromadorea; Rhabditida; Meloidogynidae. The record is from the annotation of a GenBank genome assembly.
UUAUGAACUUUCAAUUAUUCGCAGCCUUUUUUGUUCUAUUAAUAGGAACAAAUAAAGCACUUAAAUGCACAUUUUCAUCUAUAGAUAUUACAGAAGCAGAAAGUCCAGAAGAACAAUUAUCAAUAAAUAAAACAGCAGAAACAAGAGAAUAUGAAUGUCCAGCAGAGGACAAAAAUUGUAUAAAUCUACAGGGUUUUCUAACAAAAUUAGACCCUCAAACUGGCGAACAAAAAAAUAUGACUUUUGGAUUAAAAAGUUGUGAAAGUGAUUUGGCACGAUAUAUGCAACCUAUUGAACAACAAAUUCAACAAGAAAUAAAUUAUACUUGUGGGGUUUCUUCUGACGACGAAAACAGAACAGCAGGCCCAUUAACCUAUUCAAUUGACUGUUGCUCAACAGAUGAAUGCAAUGUUAGUAAUGAUGAAAAAAAUAAUAAUACAAUGGAAAUUUCAUUUCCAAAUGAAGAAACUAUAACAGAAAUAUCCCAAAAAGACGAAGAAAAUAAUAAAGAAUUUAAAGAAAAUAAUAAUCAAGAAAAUCCACAAAUAUUUGAAAAUGGGGGAGAUAAUAAUAAUAAUUUAACAAUAAAUGAAGAAAGCACAAUAUCUCCAUUUUUGUUGGACAAUUCAACAGAACAACAAAUAUUAGAAGAACAAAAUAAUACUAGCACAAACAAAACAGCGGAGAAUCCGAAUAAUGGAGUAACUGCACUUUUCAAUACAUACUCAAUGCUUUCAUUGUUGACUACAUGCUUAUUUGUUGGGUCACUUAUGAUUGCUUAUUAAAAAAAAAUAAUAAAUUUCACUUACAAAUCUUUUUUAAUCAAUUUUCUA